AUGGCUGAGCCAGAACAAAGCCAUAAUAAUACGGCGAAUACCAACAUAAACACCCAAUACAAUGUUAGGAACCUAACUAGCCAAACAGAAGCCGCAGAAUACAAAAUUUAUGAUAAUCCUGUAAGUAGCAACGUUAUCGAAUCAAGUUCUUAUCAAAUGAACACACCUUAUUAUAAUCAUGGAGAAAUAAAUACUCAAUCUAUAAAUUUAUAUAAUAAAGAGAAUUACAUAAAUGGAAAUAGUAAAAUAAUUUUAGACCCUAAUAACUCUUUUAAUGUAUCAUCAUUACAACCCCAAGGUGUAGAACAUUAUGAUUAUGUAAAUGGACCGGUAAGUUAUAUAGACAGUUAUGGUAAUCCAGUAGAAAUUAAUAAUAAAUAUAUCAUAAAUAAUGAAACAGAAAAGACACAAGUUUACCCAAAUGUAAUACCACAAUUAAAUAGUUCGCAUAUGCUUAAUUUAAAUCAUAGCAUUCCAAAUGCUGAUAUAAAUAAAUAUAAUGAUUCUAUCAACCCUAAUGAUAUAUAUGGAUAUUUAAAUGGCAGUGCUACCAAUUCAAAUUAUGAGUAUAUAAUGAAGAACUACGAUGGAGGUCUAUAUAAUAAUAAUAUAAGUAACAUUAUUCCAUUAAAUAAUAUGAAAAAUUUAAGCACUAUGAAUGAAUUAUACGGGACUAAUCAAUUAGGUGAAAUAAAUGAUCCAAAUAGUAUCCACAAUAUAAAAAAUAUGCCAUUUAAUUUACCAUAUAAUAUAAGCAGUUACAACAAUGAAAAUUAUAUUCCAUUACCUGUAGAUAAUUUUCCAUACAUAUUUAAUAAAACACCUAUGGAAAUUGAUGAAGAUGAUAAAAAUUAUUCAAAGCUUAGAAGCACUCACAAUAUUAAUGAUAUUGAUAAUAUUAACAGUAUGAAUAAUAAGAAAACAAAAUGCAUACAUAAUCAUAAUAAAAAUAUCGAUCAACUUCAAGCUAUUGUAUGUCUGCAAAAAUUAGAAGAAAUUCCAGUUCCAUUUUUAAAUGUAAAUGAUGUAAAAUAUUCAAUUAAUGUUUAUUUUAAUUCAUAUGAUGAUAUAUUACAAAAAUACCAAUCAAAUUUUUAUAACUGUAAACUAAAUGAGUCGGAUAAUUAUGCUGAUUGUGAUUUUCAAAAUGAAAUAAUAAGUUUACCAUUUAAUAAUGAAGAAUUUAUUUAUUUAAAAGUUAUAGAAACAUCUGCAUAUAAAACAGAAAUAACUGGAAGACUACAAUUAAAAGUCAAAUCAUUAUCACAAGAAUAUCCGUUAAGAAUACCAGUCAUAGGUGACGAUGGAAAUUCUAAAGGAUUUUUAAUUAUGAACUUUUUUGUUACAUCCUCUUAUCAUUAUAUAAAAAAUGAUAUGCUCAUUGAUAGGGAAUCAUUACCCAAUAAAACUAAAUCAACCAGAAUACGACGAAAAAAUGGUGGGUUCCAUUUUUUCGAAAAUUUUACUAAAUGGUGUUGUGAAAUAACAGACCAUCACAUGAAUUAG
Molecule: messenger RNA, 1506 nt
Organism: Plasmodium vinckei vinckei
Lineage: Eukaryota; Apicomplexa; Aconoidasida; Haemosporida; Plasmodiidae
Product: conserved Plasmodium protein, unknown function
Exons: 2
Coding region: 1-1506 (501 amino acids)
Source: RefSeq, a predicted model, not a curated record